AUGGCUUCUUUCCCAUUUUCUGCUAGUGCUGCAUUGAUAGAAAAAGAAGAAGAAGAAGGUGUAGGCCAAGAAUGUCAGGAACUGCUUCGAUCACUUCCUCAGGAAAAGGGUUGGCGAACUGCUCAUAUCUACCAAUACCAAGGCUUUUGGGUUGCAGGGAAACUAAUAGAAUCAAUCAUAGAAAUUCAGCAAAAUUUCCGAGUUCGUGACACUGAUGUCUUGCUGGUCACUACCCCAAAAUCAGGUACAGUAUGGUUGAAAGCCCUUGCUUUCGCAAUUAUGAACCGCAAUCGUUAUUCAUUCUCAGAAAAUCCUUUGCUUAAUACCAACCCCCAUGAACUUGUUCCCUUCUUAGAACAUGGGGUUUUCAUUAGUAACAAACUACCCUAUCUCUCUACCCUCCCAUCUCCUAGGCUUUUUGCCUCACAUAUCCCUUACCCAUCCUUGUCUGAGUCCAUUAAGACCAAUAAUUGUCGAAUCGUUUAUCAAUGUCGGAACCCUAAAGACAUGUUUGUAUCACUCUUUCUUUUUUCGGGUAAGCUUAGACCUGAAAAUCUUGGGCCACUCUCACUAGAUCAAGCUUUUGAGUUAUUCUGUAAGGGAGCCUAUGAAUUUGGACCCUAUUGGGAUCAUGUGUUAGGGUUUUGGAAGGAAAGCUUUGAAAGGCCUCAGAAGAGUUUGGAGGUGAACAAGACUGGAAAACUGAUGCCAAGAGGAGAUAAUGCAGUGUUUUUCAGGAAAGGAGAAGUUGGAGAUUGGAUGAACCAUUUGAGUCCAGAAAUGGCAGAGAAAAUAGACAAGAUCACUGAAGUGAAACUACUUGGUUCAGGUCUGUCAUUUCAAGUGGCUUCCUUUGAGAAUGAAACAGCAUCUGCCAGCUGA
Messenger RNA from Telopea speciosissima, 882 nucleotides. RefSeq names its product cytosolic sulfotransferase 15-like. Gene Ontology annotation, cellular component: cytoplasm. The record is from RefSeq and is a predicted model, not a curated record. Gene Ontology annotation, molecular function: sulfotransferase activity. The coding region runs from base 1 to 882 and encodes 293 amino acids. The transcript is spliced from 2 exons. Gene Ontology annotation, biological process: sulfation. Lineage: Eukaryota; Viridiplantae; Streptophyta; Magnoliopsida; Proteales; Proteaceae.